Manis javanica (Malayan pangolin) is the source of this 4940-nucleotide messenger RNA. It is a transcript of the gene SANBR, whose product is annotated as SANT and BTB domain regulator of CSR. The record is from RefSeq and is a predicted model, not a curated record. Lineage: Eukaryota; Metazoa; Chordata; Mammalia; Pholidota; Manidae.
CCGGCGGGGAGGCGUGUGAGGGCGGCCGAGGCUGGGUGUGAGCGGGGUCGCCGGACUCUUCAUGUCACAAACGCUGGCGGUGCUGGCCUCUGCAGGUGACGGCGGAGCGAGGAUCGCCGCGACUCUGUGGAGACUUUUGAGCUCUCCCCAUGUCGGAGGAUCAGCUCUCCACGUUUGAUGUGAUGUUGGGCAUCGUGGCAGACUUCUGGGGUGGUCCUCAGCCUCAUCCCAGGAGUCAACCUCUGCAUGAUGAUGUGUGACCAGCUGCUCAAGGAGCCAGUGAGGACCUGCAGCAGACCUAGGGAAAACACAAACAUGACCUCUCCCCCAGAUAAGUAUACCGGGUCAGGUCCUUGCCAAAGACCUGUGAGGGGGUCUUUCCAUCUGACCAAAGUUGUAAAGAUGAGUCGUGGUUAUUCAGAAAAUAACAAUUUCCUGAACAAUAACAACCAAAUGGUGUUGGACAUGAUCCUUUAUCCAUUAAUUGGAAUCCAUCAGACCAUCAACUGGGAAACAGUGGCAAGGCUUGUGCCUGGAUUAACACCCAAAGAGUGUGCAAAAAGGUUUGAUGAAUUGAAAAGCAGUGGAAGCUCACCUGUUGACAACCAGUAUAACCCCCUAAUGGCUGCUGGAGAGAAUCCAAUUGAAAGUUUAGCCAUGUAUAUCAAAUCCUCACUUCUUGAGACACCAGGCGAAUUUCAGGAGACUUCAGUUGGUCAGGAUGCAGUUUCCAAAACAGGAAGACAUAGUAUAGCUUCCACAAGGAAUUGUUCUUCAGAAAGUGAAAAUUGUACUACUCGUAAUGGUGGAGAAAAGACUGAAGAAUCUGAAGGGCCAAACAUGGUGAUCCAUGUAUGUGAUGAAGCAAAAAACUUGAAAGAAGAUUUUAUUUGCCCACGAGAUCUUUUGAUAUCAGAAAUGAAGUACUUUGCUGAAUAUUUGUCUAUGGAUGCUCAACGCUGGGAAGAGGUGGACAUUUCAGUUCAUUGUGAUGUUCACAUUUUCAACUGGUUGAUAAAAUAUGUUAAAAGGAACACUAAGGAAAAUAAAGAUGGUGAGAUGCCCACUUUAGAGCCAGGAAAUGUCAUUUCAAUUCUUAUUUCUUCAGAGUUUUUGAAAAUGGAUUCAUUGGUUGAGCAGUGUAUUCAGUAUUGCCACAAAAACAUGAAUGCCAUAGUAGUCACCCCAUGCAAUAUGAACUGUAUUAAUGCAAAUCUUCUUACGCGUAUAGCUGAUCUGUUUACACACAAUGAAGUUGAUGAUUUAAAGGACAAGAAAGAUAAGUUCAGGAGUAAACUUUUUUGUAAGAAGAUUGAGAGACUCUUUGAUCCUGAGUACUUGAACCCAGAUUCUCGGAAUAAUGCAGCAACCUUAUAUAGAUGCUAUUUGUGUAAGAAACUUUUAACAAAAGAAACAGAACGAAGAAUUUCUUGCAUUCCUGGAAAAAUCAAUGUGGAUCAACAUGGAAAUAUUAUCUACAUUCACAUAAGAGAUAAGACUUGGGAUGUUCAUGAGUAUUUGAAUAGUCUUUUUGAAGAAUUAAAAUCUUGGAGAGAUGUGUAUUGGCGCUUAUGGGGAACAGUCAACUGGCUAACUUGUUCGAGAUGUUAUCAGGCAUUUCUUUGUAUAGAAUUUUCACAUUGUCAGUAUCACUCAGAAACAGUGGUUUAUCCUACUGCAGCCAGUUCAUUGAGUACUGUUGGCACUGGAAUUUAUCCCUGCUGUAACCAAAAAGUUCUCCGGUUUGAUCCCACUCAGCUUACAAAGGGUUGUAAAGUGAGGGACCAUAUGGUUGCUCUUCGUGAACAAGGUGAAGGUGGAGAUUUGCUGUCCUGUCUGACUGCUAGAAUAUUGGACGAUCUGCACAAACACAAAGAUGUCAUUGUUGUGCCUUUUUCUAAAGAUGCAGUUAGUGAUUCUGGCAUUGGUCCCUGUGAUGAGAAGGGUCUAGAAUGUGAUGUUUUACUGGAGCCAAAUACCCCAUGGGGCCCCAAAAGUGGGGAACUCAAUGCUUUUCUGUCACUGAAAAACUGGACUCUGCAGCUGAAACAACAGUCAUUAUUUUCAGAAGAAGAAGAAUAUACCACUGGCUCUGAAGUCACUGAAGACGAAGUUGGAGAUGAAGAAGAAGUAUCCAAGAAACAAAGGAAAAAGGAAAAGCCAAAGAAGUUCACUAAACAACCAAAAAAGCAGAUAUCUUCACCUUGUUGUCAGAAGAAAGAAAAGGCUUUGGAAAAGGAAGGGAUAAAAAGCCAGCCAACUUCUAGAGACGUGUCUCCUUUCAUUGUGAGUAUGCAGAAGAAUAAGUGGGAUGCCACAAGAUCCUUGAGAUUCAACCAGGAUGCACAAAGAGAAGAUGAUCAGCGGCGGAUGUCUGAAAUUACAGGGCACCUAAUAAAGAUGAGAUUAGGUGAUCUGGACCGAGUUAAGUCAAAGGAAGCAAAAGAAUUUGCAGGAGGUAUUUAUUCCAGGCUUGAAGCACAGAUCAAGGCCUCUGUUCCAGUCAGCGCAAGGCAAAGCAGCUCAGAGAAAAACACAAGGUCUAAAAGCCGUUUUGGUCCAGGGCGUCCUGCAUAAGACACCUUACCACAUAACUAACUACAAAGACAGAAGACAUACCUCUGAACAACUAAAAAUUGCUUGCUUCUUGAAGAUCUUCAGAACAAUGACUUCUAAAUGUUCUAAAUUAUGUAUUAUUCUUGCAAGCCAGAUAAAUCAUAAUGCUAAGGAAAAUGUAUACAGUCUUAUGAAACCUAAAUAUGAAACUUCUUAAAUCUAAUUUUCUUUUAGUGUGAUGCCAGGUUAUGUAGAAAAAUUAGUAUUCACAGUUUGCAUAGCUAAGACUCCUAAUAUCUGUUCUCUUUUAUUUAUUUGGAAAGGAAGAGGCCUAAACUCUCAAGCAGCUAAAAUAAAAUUUUUAAGAUGUAAAAAAUUAAGGGGACACAGCUGAUAUGGUACUGUGCAUGUGCACUGAUUGUGGUAUAUCUUUUGGCUGUAAAUCUUGGGAUAGCAUCGAGAACUGCAGUUUAUGUGAUGAAAUUCCCAGUGAUGCUAAUUUUAAGUUUGCAUGAAUAUUAAGGAGUGACAGAUUUCAAGAUUGCUUUGAAUAAAGUUUCAAGGUGAGGUAUUUCCUGUGUUAGGCAGAAGGGUUCAUUUUUUCAACAUUGUUCCAUGGAAAGCACAAUGGUAAUCCAACUUUUUUUCCUCAGUUUUUAAUGUUUUUCUAUUGGUCAUUUGAGCUGGAAUUACUGAUUAUUACCCCUUUCCUCUGUGAAGCUAGUGCCAUUCUGAAUUUGUUAAAAUGACUUUUGAUAGUUUUAGGAUAGUAAAUCAUUUCAGUUGUGUGAGACAUCCAUCAUACAGUUCUCAGGUCUCUAAAACCCAGCUAUAUUUCUGUAGCCAUUCCAAUAGCACCUUAAAACAGUUAUAAUUACUACUUUAGUAAUGUCUAGAAGAAAAUAUUCCAAAAUGGGUAAAUUGCAUAUAUUCAAAAGAAAUGAAAAUAAAAAAUUUCUCUACAGACUAAUUAAUUUUUCUGACCAAGCAGAAAGAGUGCUCAGGGAAAAUUUUUUCCAGACCAUAAGCAUAUAAAAAAAUUAUGUGUUUGGAUAUUACAUGUUGGUCUCUGAAAAACUGUAAGAUGCACUGUUUCUAGUUUUAGUCUUCAUUUACCUUAUAAUUGAAAUUUCAACAUAUUAUUUAGAGAACAGACUGAUAAUGUGUGACAGAACGCCAAUUUCCAUUGAAAUGUUAAAAUGUUACAAUCAGUUUACAUGUACAGAAAUUAUUUUUUUCAGUGCGUGUUUUAGUUGGUAAAUGAACUGGAUGUUUUUUGAUGUUAUAUAUGUAUGGCUUUGCCAAGCAUUUUGAACUUCUGUUUGGAAAUUUUGUUCCAGUUUGUAUAUUUUUCAACUGUUUGAUAUUUUGAAAAAGAUUAUAAAAUUUUUAUUUUCAAAAGAAAAUGUUUUAUACAUGAUCUGUAAGCCCUGUUAAAUCCAGAGCCUUGUUUAGUUUACUGUAUUCUCUGAUUAAAAGAAUUUAGGUUUGUACAUGUUAUAUGUCAUGUGAUGGUCUCAACUAGAAGAGGAAAUAUACACUCUUGAUUUUUAACUGAUGGUAAAAAGGCAAAUUGCUUCUCCCUUGGGGAGCUGUACCACUGAAUUGAUUUUUACAAACCAGCCUUUAUCAGAAUUUGAUAUCUUCAGAGUAUGGUUUUAUUUUGUUAGUGUCCAUAAUACAUAACACAGGUACCACAUUUUGAUCAACCUCUAAAUAGAGGUUUUUUGCCAAAUACUGUGAGGUUUCACCUCAUAUUAAUUCUGAAUUAAAAUUUCUCUGGUAGAAAUAAAUGUUAAUGACAAAAGUUGUUUGAAAAGUCCUUGAUUUGAAUCAGUCCAUCUAAAAAGUCUGUAUGGGCCCUAUUUGACAGGUUUUCAUGAAAAUUAGCUCUGUUACAAGGUAAACUUUGUAAAUUUUAAUAUUGUUUUUAAAUUUUUUAAUUUUAUUCUGGUAAAGAUUCAGCAAUGCAUUUGAGGGAUAAAAUACUGCAGAAAAGAUUAUUUGGUAACAGUGCUGAUUCUACACUGCUGUAUUGUUUUGUCUGUAAUUUUCCUUUUUCAGAACACUCAGCCAAAUAUUGUGAGAUGUUAUGAGGAUAAUAUUAAGAUUAAUGUAAAGAUGAUAUGGGGAUAAUAUUCCAAUCCUUGUAGGAUUAUUGGUGAAUUAAAUGAUUUGUAGACCUAAAACAACACAGUACUUUCUGGCUAAGCCCUCCAUAAAUGUUAAUUGUUGUUGUGUUGCAUUGUUAUUUUAAUAUUUUGAAAGGAGCCUUAGAUUUUUUUAAGAUGAAGGUUUGAUAUUCAUCUUCUUAUAAUCUGAGUUGCUAAGAAUGAUGUGUAUUUGUGUCUAAUGCAAGAAAGAAAAGAGGUCUCUAAUACUUU